Molecule: messenger RNA, 6942 nt
Organism: Oncorhynchus gorbuscha (pink salmon)
Lineage: Eukaryota; Metazoa; Chordata; Actinopteri; Salmoniformes; Salmonidae
Product: protein cordon-bleu-like
Exons: 16
Coding region: 500-4990 (1496 amino acids)
Biological process (GO): actin filament polymerization; actin filament network formation
Cellular component (GO): ruffle; actin filament; dendritic growth cone
Molecular function (GO): actin monomer binding
Source: RefSeq, a predicted model, not a curated record
UGUCCAGAUAGUGUCACUUUACAGCCUGCCUAUAAAAUGGACUCAUUCUUUCCACAGAGAUAUAUGCAAUUAUUAGCAUAUUACAUAUUUAGUAGAAUAGUUGUAUUAAUAUAUAAACAGCGAUCAAAACGUGUUUUAAGUUAAAUGUGGGUCUCAGUAAAACAAAAUGAGACUGGUGAAAACUGUUGCCUUUGAGUGCGUCCCAAUUCUACUGCUCGCUCGCCUUCUGGAGUUGGCAAGAAGUGGCAGUGAAUUCCCAAUGAGCAUGAUUGACAUUUCAGUGCUGACGAAGGCGGGCUCGGACUAGAACAGGGACAACCGGCAUUUACACGGAUUAUUUCCUAAAUCGAUUUGCAAUUACUUGUUGUGAGAAUAUGAAUUAAAAGUCGACAUAUCAGUAGAGCUUUUGGUGUCCUUGAUGACAGAUGACAGGACAAAAGGAAAAUAUUGAGGAUAGCCAAACGUUUACCAUUGAAGUUGGAUAUUGCCACAUGCAGAGAUGGAUUUUGGAGAAGUCAACACAGCCACAAAACCUCCAAUAGGGAAGAGGAUGAAGUCCCGAGCCCCCCCUCCGCCCCUGGCACCCGAGCCGGCCCCGAGGAGAAUCUUCCGUAACGCUGUGCCUGACGGGGGAGGCUCAGCGCAGGGCAGUAUGGGCAGCAUGGUGAUGGACACCAAGGAGAACAUGAUGAGGACCAGCGUAGACCUCCACAUCACUCUGCCUCAAGGCUACCAGACCAGCAGCACAGUGGACGGCAGCAAGGCGCUCAUGGAUCUGUUGGUGGAUCUGUGCAGCCGGUACCACCUGAACCCAGCCUAUCACACCCUGGAGCUGCUGUCCAGCGAGGGCCUGUCCAUAUCCUUCAAGCCCAACAGCCUGCUGGGGUCCCUGGACGUUGUUGCCAUAAGCAUCAGGGAGAAAGUGUUGCAGGACAAAGUGGUGCGGAAACCUCCGCCUAAAGUGCCAGAGAAAACGGUGCGUCUGGUGGUGAACUACCACAGGAGCCAGAAGGCGGUGGUGAGGGUGAGUCCCCUGGUGCCCCUGGGGAGCUUGGUCCCAGCCAUCUGUGAGAAGUGUGACUUUGACCCGGCCCAUGUCCUGCUGCUGAAGGACAAUGUCAGCAACCAUGAGCUGGAGCUAGACAAGUGUCUGAGUGAGCUAGGAAUCAGAGAGCUGUACGUACUGGACCAGACUCUUGUUCGUCAACCUAAAAUGUCUUCUGCACCUGCUCUAAAUUACCCAGAAUACUUCCGUUCCAACACCUCAAGUGUCGGUGGGGCCGAGAACAAAGGCCUGCUCGGAUUCUUAACGUUCAACAGAAGGAAAUCAAAGAUGUACAUUCCAUUUCAGACUGAAGAACAGUUGCCUACUAUGGACAUGGAUGGUCUUGAUAAUAAUAUUACUCAAAGUACUGAAAAACACUACAAUGGCCUGUCCACAGUGUCCAUCGUGCCCUGUGUGGACGCGCGGCCCAGCACCUUGGGCCAGUCCCAGUCCGUCAUGAACAUCUCCAGGAUGUCCCCCAGGAUAGAGAUUAAGAAGAGGCGGGCCCCCACGGCCCCCACACCCUGCCAGGGCUGCUACACACCGGAGUCCUACCAGGUGGCUCCUGACUCAGAGAGUACACUGAGGAAGAGGAAGGCCCCGGCACCCCCUCCUACCCCUACUACUUCUGUUACUCCAGCUCCUAGCACCCCAGCACCUUUCAUCUCUGCCCAGAUGGCCCCCUCUCCCUCCCCAGCCCCCAGCUCUCCUACCCCCAGCCUGCCUGCGGAGGAGGACUCUGGCUCUGAGCUGAGUAAUGGGUCUGUCUACAGCAGCAGCAGUAGCAGUAGUGGGGUCGCCGCCGGCACCUCUGUCGCUGACACCUCAAUGGCCGACUCUGACUCCGCCUCCAGCAGGGCUGAUGUGUCCAAGCCCGGCCCUGAUUCCUCCCCCAGCAGCAGUGCUGCCAUGGCUGACUCCUCCCGAGACGCCGCCCCCAGCAAGGUUGUCACCGGCCCCAGGAGCAAGACUAUGAUCAAUGUCGCCUCUUACUCCGCCCCUACCAGCAAGGUUGAAAAGGCCAAGCCCACCCCCUACUUGUCCCGCAGUACCACACCAGAGGAGACCAGAGGAGAAUCUGCUCUUGGCCUGAAACUAGACGAGACGGAGAACAACCGACACAGCGCCAUGGCUUGGCUGCACUCUCGGCGUCUCUCUGUGGCAGGACCCCAGACCCCAGAGGCAGAGGAGACUUUAUCCAUGGGCAGCAGUGGCAGUGGCAGCUUCCAGGACCAGGGUUAUGCAGCCUCCGAGGGCAUGGCUGAGGACUCUGGCCUGGUCAGCUCCCCCUCGGCCUCCGACACCACUCACCCUACCUCCCCUGACGGAAGUCUCUCCCUGGGCUCUUCUGGCUCCACUCACCCCAUGAUCCAUCCCCUCACCAAGGACUGUUCUAGUGAUAGUGACGAGGGCUGUGCCACGUGGGGCUCCAGACACAGACACAGCAGUGAUAUCAGCCACAACGACAAAGCAGGCAAAACAAAGGACAUCUAUGACGAGGACCCAGAGCUCACCACUCAGUUCAACCAGACUCUGGCUGAUCUGGAUGCUGAUCUAGCAGAUAUAAGUCACAUAGAUGCUGUUUCAGUGCAAGAGCACCCCUAUGUGAUGUCCACUGAGAGCAAUGACAUCCCCGUGUCUGUGGUGGAUAUGGAGGUCCCGGUCACAGCCAUAGAUGAAGUCCUGGAGGACUACGAGACACAGAGCAUGACGGAUCACCAAGCCACACUAAUGAGUAGCUCUCAAAGAACGGACAAUAAAGACCUGAACCACAGUCAUCAUCAUUCAAGUGUUGGUGGCAUACAGAACAAAAACAACAACGCCUGUACGUCUGACGGCUCCAGCAAAGUCAGCUCUACUCAACCACAGCCCGCGCAGCGCCUCAAAUCACCAGGGAAGAAGCUUGCCAAUGGCACCACGGGGAAAGACCAUACAGCAGUGGUCUCUAAGACUAAAGUAGAAGUUCAAAGAUGGGAGUCCACUGAGGCAGCUGAGAGGAAAGCCUCACCUGUCAACAGCUCUCUCGCUGUCCCAGAGAGCCAUUCCAAGUCCCCUGAGGAAGAGGUUCCCACCUAUAGAGGCCACGCUGCCUCCCAAGCACAAACGAAAAUCACAUGUAGCCCAGUCUCCCGAUUUGGUAUGAAAACAUUCACUAUCGUCCCUCCCAAGCCCGCAGUUGCAACCCGGCCUCAGAAGCCAGCAGAGGCCCCGGCCACUCUGACAACCGGUGCCAUUAGAAUUGACGAUCAGGGUAACAUGGUCAAAGUAGCCAUCGCCCGAAACAAGUUUGGCGGAUCCUCUGAGUCUGGGAUCAACAAAGAUGACUCUGUCUCACCACUCCUGGGGAAAGCCAAAACAUUCCGUAGCUCCUCGGAGAAGCAGGACACUUCUGCACAUUCGGUCCCCACUAGUAGAGGACCUGUCCCUUUCACAAAGACCCAGAGCCCAGAGUCUGAGGUCCACAAACCCACCCAUCGGGUCGUAGCCUCUGAGCCACCUGCAGCCAAGGCAACACCUAAGGCCUCUGAACCUGUAGCCAAGAUGACACCUAAGGAAACAUGCAAAGAUGUGGUUGAGGUAACAAAGGACAUCUCACAGGAAGCAGAGGGCAAGGCCUCAGUUCCACUUUCAGAGACUCCUGUGCAGCAGAAGACUAUGAAACUGAACCCUGGUAUUCUCCAAGACCAGAAGAGAAAUCUUUCCUUCCUCAAGCCGUCCAGGAGAACAUCCAGUCAGUACGUAGCUUCUGCCAUUGCUAAAUACGCUGUGAAGCCCACCAUGGCCAAAGCUGACAACAUCCAAGAAGUACCAACAGAGUUGUCUGACCCCAUGAGAAGAACACCUGGCAGUUACGGCUAUCAGAAAGAGUGUCGAUCUUUUCAUGUAAAUCCACAGAGUUCCUCUGGUACAUCUACUAAUGUACCAGUGAAGAAGGAGAGCAGCUCUGGGUCUGGGUCCUAUCACACCGGUGCUAAAUGUUACCCUGACUACCUCUCUGCAGAGAAACAGGUAGUCUCUGGUGAGUUGACGCAAGGAGUGGACAGGAGUGGUUAUAGGAGCAGUUCUACCCUGCGAGUUGCUGGACGGAACUCCCAGUCACUGGACUCUGAUACAGUGGCCAAUAACACUAAGCAGCAUGGGCCCAACAGUCCCAGUCCCAGACAGAUGACACCAGCACCACAAUCCCCCACAAAACAGGUACCUACCAUCUCCAAGCCCUCGCAGGGUCAACCACCUGCAGAGACACUAGGUCCCAAAGGUCAUCCAGCCCUGGCAAAGAAGCCUGAACCAACACGAGCAGCUGCUGCCAGCAACGACCUCCCAGAGCCCCAGCAGGUCAGUCUGUUUGGGCCGGUGAAGAAGUUCAAACCUGUGAUCAUGAAGUCGGUCCAGAUGGACACGUCGCUACACACCACUCUGAUGUCGGCCAUCCAGUGUGGGGAUGGGAAGGAGAGGCUCAGAAAGGUAUCGGACUCAAGUGCAAGCAGCACUUUGAAGAAAUCGUCCUUUGUUGAGGAAGAGAAUGAGCGAUGUGCGCUACUGGUAGCCAUUAGAGGCCAAAGUAACUCUGCAGGGCUAAGGAAGACCAUAUCCCAGGCUGCAGAGGAGCUUGACAAGUUCAGGAAGACUGAGGAGGAUGUGUGUGAUGCCUUCCCUGCCAUGCCUCCCCCUCCUCCAUUUGUGUCUCUGCCACCUCCACCUCCCUCUAUGCUCCCUCCUCCUCCUCCUGCCCAUCCCUCCACUCAGCCCAAGCCCACUAUGGUGGGGGAGCCUCUGGGGGCUGGGCAGAAUCCCGCUCUGGCCCGGGAUGCAAUGCUCGAGGCCAUUCGCUCUGGCUCUGCAGCUGAUUGCCUGAAGAAGGUCAAUGGCCGCACAAAAACAGUUCAAGUGAACGGUAGACUUGGUACUAUACAAGCAGCAUCAUCCCUCUCACAAGGACAAUAAAGAAUCUUCCAGAAUGAUUCCAAAACAUCUUGCAAACCAUCUGAUUAGAAUCCUCGUAGGCAGCCAAAUAAUAUGUUGUCUUUCACCUUAAUUUAUCACUGUCCUUAUGUAUAUGUAUCCAAUUAUGUGUACUUGAAUAGUUGCAAUAACUGGAAAGAUUAAUUGCUGUACAAAAGCAUGUGCCAAUAAUUGUUGUUGCUUUUUAUUAGCUGCUCUUGCUGAUGAUGAUGAUGAUGAUGAUAAUAGUAAUCUUAGGAAAUUAGUUUUGCUCUUUUAUUAUUUCUUUUUUUAUUUUACUUUUUAAUAAUAGUCCACAUGGAAUUGAUGCCUCAUGCUAUCUUACUGUCAGUGUUAUAUUUGAUUAUUACAUAUUUGCUGUAUAUAUUCCAUGUAAUAGGAUGCAAUGGAUCAGACUCAUUGAUAUAGUGCAAUGAGUAACACUGGUCACCAGUAACACUGGUCAAGCAUGACUAAAUUUGGCUCCAAGGGACUCUCAUCUCCAGGUGGUGAUUAGGUCUGUAUCCCAAAUGGCAGGCUAUUCCCUAUAUAGUACACUACUUUUGACCAAAACCUUAUGGGCCCUUGGCAAAAACUAGUGCACUAAAUAGGGAAUAGGGUAGCAUUACUCUAGUUUAUUUUUGCAAAGCUCUGGGUUUUUAGAUCUCAUCUAUGCUGCUAUUCAACCUUUACAUGUUUUUAUUUUAAAAUUAUAAUGCCUCUUAAUAUAUUUAUUUUAAUAUUCAGAGAAAAUAUUACUAACAUAUCCUUUCUUGACAUUGCAAAAGCAUUUUUGAAACAUUUCUGUUUAUGUGUAACUAUUGGUGAAUAAUAUCACCAUGACUUAGUAAAAUAGUUUACUAAUCAAUAGAUAUAUGAGUAAUGAACAAGAGGUAUGGGCUGUUACUCCAUUUUCAGAAAACAAUUCUGGUUAAUAUUUGCUAUGAUUUUAUUGUUUAUUUAAUCACAGUGUUCUAUGUUGUAUGCAUGGGGCUUCAGUGCACAGCUUUUUGUUAUUGUUAUUGGGGCGGUAGGGUAGCCUAGUGGUUAGAGCAUUGGAUGAGUAACUGGAAGGUUGCAAGUUCAAACCCCCGAGCUGACAAGGUACAAAUCUGUCGUUCUGCCCCUGAACAGGCAGUUAACCCACUGUUCCUAGGCCGUCAUUGCAAAUAAGAAUUUGUUCUUAACUGACUUGCCUAGUUAAAUAAAGGUAAAAUAAUAAAUUAAAAAAAUGGUAUUCACAGUAGAUCUGAUGUGCAGUACUGUACAUGAGCUUGUUUCUCUAGACGUUUUAUGGCAUUACUAUAGUAGCUGAAAGAAAGCAAAAGUGAAUAUUAUAAUAUAUCUUGCAAAUGAGUACUAUCCAUAUUGAUCAGAAUGACUGAAUGAUAGACUUAAAGGGCCCCCCCACUGUAAAGCAUGAAAAUAGGGACCACAAGAUUCUAGACUGGUCUGUCAAAAGAUGGAUUCAUAGGUUGUCCAGUUCCUUAAAAUUCAGUUUAGAUGUUUACUUAUGUUCUAGACCAGCAGGCUCCAGACCUUGUAGGGUAAGAGUUGAAGGUAGACCUUCAAUACCUUCAACUCUUACCCUACGAGGUCUGGAGCCUGCUGGAUUUCUGUGUUACCUGAUAAUGAAUUUCCCCCACCUGGUGUCCCAGUUCUAAAUCAGUCCCUGAUUACAGAGGAACAAUGAAAAAAAAGCAAAGGAACUGGCUUCAAGUUCCAGAGUUGUGUUUGAGGCUAGAAAGUUGUAGAUUUUGUUAACUACAGAUAAAUGAUUACAGUAAUAAACUGUUGUUAAAAUUGGAAAUAAAUAGAAUAAUAUAAAUCCAAUCAAAUUAAGUUUUAUAAGCUAUUGCUUUUUUAUGUUAAGUGCAUGUUGUUUUUGGAAGAAUUUCACAUUUUAUUUUAUCCACAAAUUAUACUUUUUUCAAUAAAUGAUUUUUGUAACCAUG